AUGCCAGAGACUUCCCCUGCACCCCAUGGAGAAUCAAGCACCUUGCAAGGAUCAGCCGCCCAGCAGUUAAAUAGAUCCUGCGAGUCUUGUCGAAGUCUCAAGGUCCGCUGCCUCCCCAGCCCAUCCACGCCAAAUCAAUGCCAGCGAUGCGCGAAGGGCAAGCGACCAUGCGUUUUCGUGGCGCCGCAGAGACGGCGGCCCCGGAAACGGACAGAUUCGCGCGUCGCUCAGCUCGAGAAGGAGAUGCAGAUGAUGCGCUCACUGUUGAGAAAUCACAUCCCCGGAGAAGAACCAGGCUCUAGCGAUGAAAGCGACAGGGACGAUGUACAGGAUCGUGAUUCGGCCGAUGCCGAUUUUAAGACCAACAUUGCCUUACGGGAGAACUCGGCUCAUUCGUCCGAGGAUGUCCGUUCUAUGGGUUAUUCCCCUGAACUACUGAUCACCCCGCACCCCAGCAUGCCUGAUGGUGGUGGCUUUUCGGCACCGCCGACUUUUUCGGGUAUGCCAGCUGGCUUUGUGCCGGAGCAUGAGAGGAUUCCUCCGGCGGACGACGUGAUCGACCGGGGGAUUCUGUCCCUCGAAGAUGCGGAGCAGUUGGUGGCAUAUUUCAUUCACGAACUCGCAUUCUUCUUUCCAUUGAUUGUCCUGCCUUCGAACACCACGGCUGCCCAACUGAGACAAACAAAGCCAAUCCUCUUUCUCUCCGUGAUUGCUGCGACAUCCAUAUGCAUCGAUGCAGGCCUGGCAGCUGUGCUGAACCGCGAGAUGGUCCGCCUCUAUUCAGAGCGGUUCUUCAUUGAGGGCGAAAAAUCACUAGAAUUAGUGCAAGCGCUACUUCUUAUGAUCAUAUUUUAUUUCCCGCCCAUGUCGCCUUUGAAGCUGCAGUUUUAUCAGUACACGCACAUCGCUUCGACGAUGGCGCUAGAAAUUGGACUAGCAAAUAAACGCCGUGUCUCGAAAAAGUCUGAUCGCGAGAGCAGCAGACAUGAUGAGGUAUUGGCUGAGCAGGCGAGAGCAGUCCUCGCCUGCUACCAUCUCGGUUCGAGUGUCGCGAUGAAAACCCGUCGCCCAAAUCUGCUCCAGUUCAACGACUGGAUGACCGAGUGUCUCGUUCAAUUAAAAAUCUCGCCGCAUCGAACAGAUCAACAUGUGGCGACAUGGUUCGAGCUCCAACGAAUAACCGAUGAGGCAAUGUCCUCAUUCGGUCUGGACGACACUAGUACCGCAUCGCGCCUAACCGAGUCGCGGGUCCAAGCCGUACUACGCUGGUUCGACAAGCGGCUUGAAACGUGGAAGAAUAAUACCCCAUCAGAGAUGCUCACUGUCCCCAUAAUCCUCGAAUACCGUUACACAGCACUAGCGAUGUACGAACUUGGCGUAGGAGAAGGCUAUUGCGAUCCGACCGCACUAAAGCGACGAUAUUUCACGCUGCCGACCCUUGAUGAAGAAGACAACGUUGGCAGCGAUACACAGGACGGCCCUCUCAGCGCAAUCCGUAUCGAUAUCAAUAUCAAAUGGAUGAACGCCGCGCAUGAGCUAUUGGACACCGUGCUGACCUGCAGCACGGAGACGAUGCGUAAACUCCCAAAUAUCAUGUACACCCGGUUCGGGAUGGCCGUGACAUCCCUGCUGAAAAUUCACUUCUCUGUGCGAACCGGUGCUCUCGGGGAAGUCAUCACGGUGCAGGCCGUGAACGCGGCCUUUUAUCUCGAAGCCUUAGCCAACAAGCUAAGCGAGGCCAGUGCCGGGGGCAAGUACCAUAUCCCCAGUCGAUGGUACCAUAUCGUGGGCGUAAAGUGUCGGGAUUGGUAUGAGCAGCUGGAGCAGCGGCAGAGUGAAAGGAUAAAAGUCGGUUCUCGAAUCGUAUCCAGGAUUCCGUCGACCGGUACUACAGAAUCAAUCUCAGGUCCAACAUCGCACACCAGCCAUGGUCAAAGCCAAAACCAAGGUCACGACCUACACUUGGAUCAAGUCCCAUCAACGAUGGAAUCCUUCCCUGUCGUCACUAUGCCCCCAAUGCCGGCGGCAGCAGAUGGCAUGGGCGACGGAUACGUAGCGAUGGGUGGUUCCGGGAUGUGGGCCAUGGAUAGCGGGCAUAACCCGCAUUUCUACCCGACCAGCACGGCGGCGUACCAGCCUUCGGUGACGCAUGUGCAGAGGUCGCAUGACCAGGCGACGUUAUCGCCUCAGUUCUCGUACGAGCCGCAGAGGAUCCCGGUGAGUACUGCCGGGCAGCAUUUGGCGAGGGCGGGCAUGGAUUUGGAUGGGUGGCUUCCUGAUGGAAGCAUUUCUGGGGGGCAGCCUUUGCCUGAGUUUUGA
This is a messenger RNA of Penicillium digitatum Pd1, 2319 nucleotides long. RefSeq lists its product as uncharacterized. Gene Ontology annotation, cellular component: nucleus. The record is from RefSeq and is a predicted model, not a curated record. Gene Ontology annotation, molecular function: DNA-binding transcription factor activity, RNA polymerase II-specific; zinc ion binding; transcription cis-regulatory region binding. Lineage: Eukaryota; Fungi; Ascomycota; Eurotiomycetes; Eurotiales; Aspergillaceae. Gene Ontology annotation, biological process: regulation of DNA-templated transcription; DNA-templated transcription.